CAUGGUGCAAUCAAGACUUUCAGUUGUCUUUUUCUUGUUGGGUUUGCCAUUUUGCCUGGCAAUCCCUAUUCCCCUUGAAGACAGCCAUGAAUUCACAGAGAAAGACCUUCAGUUUGCAGAGCGCUAUCUCAGGAAUCACUAUGAUCUCCGUCCAAACCCUGCUGGCAUAAUGAGGAAGAGUGCCAACACGGUGGCAUCUAAACUUCGAGAAAUGCAAGCAUUUUUUGGCUUGGAGGUGACGGGCAAAUUAGAUGAAGAAACAUAUGAGCUGAUGCAGAAACCAAGAUGUGGCGUCCCAGAUGUGGGGGAGUAUAACUUUUUCCCUAGAAAACUGAAGUGGUCAAAAACUAAUUUGACAUACAGAAUUAUGAAUUACACUUCAGAUCUGAGACGCGCUGAAGUAGACAGAGCUUUCAAAAAAGCAUUCAAAGUUUGGUCUGAUGUGACACCGCUUAACUUCACCAGAAUACGAAGUGGUAUAGCUGAUAUCAUGAUCUCCUUUGGCACUAAAGAACAUGGUGACUUUUACCCCUUCGAUGGACCCUCUGGAUUACUGGCUCAUGCUUUCCCCCCUGGUCCAGACUAUGGAGGAGAUGCCCAUUUUGAUGAUGAUGAAGCUUGGUCAGAUGAUUCUCGAGGGUAUAACUUGUUUCUUGUUGCGGCCCAUGAAUUUGGUCAUUCACUGGGACUUGAACACUCUAGAGAUCCUGGAGCUCUGAUGUUUCCAAUUUACACAUACACUGGAAAAACUGGUUUUGUGCUUCCUGAUGAUGACGUACAAGGGAUCCAAGAGCUCUAUGGUGCUGGAGAGAAAGAUCCCAAUCCAAAACACCCCAAAACACCAGAGAAAUGUGACGCAGAGUUAUCACUUGAUGCAAUAACAGAACUUCGUGGAGAAAUGCUGGUCUUCAAGGACAGGUUUUUCUGGCGACUGCACCCUCAGAUGGUUGAGGCAGAACUGGUGUUACUUAAAUCCUUUUGGCCAGAGCUUCCAAACAAAAUAGAUGCAGCUUAUGAAAACCCCAUCAAAGACCUUGUGUUCAUGUUUAAGGGCAAGAAAGUCUGGGCUUUGAAUGGCUACGACAUAGUUAAAGACUUUCCUAAAAAGAUAUAUGAAAUGGGUUUCCCGAAAGAAAUGAAAAGAAUAGAUGCAGCUGUCCAUAUUAAAGACACGGGCAAGACUCUCUUUUUUACUGGAAACAAGUACUGGAGUUACGAUGAAGAGGCGGAGGUUAUGGAAGCAGGCUACCCCAGGCUGAUAGAGGAAGAAUAUGCAGGAAUUGGUGAUCGAGUGGAUGCAGUCUAUGAAAGAAAUGGUUAUCUCUACUUCUUCAAUGGACCGCUGCAGUUUGAAUACAGCAUCUGGAGCAAAAGAAUUGUCCGUGUCCUGCAUACUAACUCCAUAUUUUGGUGCUAAUUACAGUUGAGUGCCAUGUCAUAGGCUGCAGAGCAGCUUGUAGUACAUGGAAAUAAUAAUGUGGGCGUACAGAUUUAUUAGAGGGCAGCAAGGUUCUGUGAACAAACACUGGCUACCUACCACCAAAUUUAUACUGUAUAUAUGGAACUAUAUAGCUGUAUGUCAGUCUGGGACUGAAUUAACUUAAUAGGAAAGAAAAAAAGAAAUUAUUAGCAUUUCAAGGGGCAUUACACCAUUUUAAGUUUGUCUAGUAUUGAAGUGAGAUGCUGGAUACAUCCUACAUGAUCGUGAGCACUACUAAUUCCCAGUAAUCU
Messenger RNA from Calidris pugnax (ruff), 1731 nucleotides. RefSeq names its product collagenase 3-like. Gene Ontology annotation, molecular function: metalloendopeptidase activity; zinc ion binding. Gene Ontology annotation, cellular component: extracellular matrix. NCBI's taxonomy places the organism in Eukaryota, Metazoa, Chordata, Aves, Charadriiformes, Scolopacidae. Gene Ontology annotation, biological process: proteolysis; collagen catabolic process; extracellular matrix organization. Bases 2 to 1417 code for a protein of 471 amino acids. The transcript has 10 exons. The record is from RefSeq and is a predicted model, not a curated record.